Molecule: messenger RNA, 3401 nt
Organism: Pogoniulus pusillus (Red-fronted tinkerbird)
Lineage: Eukaryota; Metazoa; Chordata; Aves; Piciformes; Lybiidae
Gene: NFXL1
Product: nuclear transcription factor, X-box binding like 1
Exons: 22
Coding region: 161-2821 (886 amino acids)
Biological process (GO): regulation of DNA-templated transcription
Cellular component (GO): nucleus
Molecular function (GO): RNA polymerase II transcription regulatory region sequence-specific DNA binding; DNA-binding transcription factor activity, RNA polymerase II-specific; zinc ion binding
Source: RefSeq, a predicted model, not a curated record
UGGGAGCUGUAGUGGCGGAGCUCAGCGGCGUCGCCGCCGCCUGCACCGCCGCUUCCGGGCGGAGGGGCCGGGCCGGGCGGCAGUGAGAGCUCAGCCGGGGCUGUGAGGAGCGGAGCUGUUCGCUCUCCUCCGCUGCCGCUCGCUCACAGGUGGGGGAGAAAUGGAAGCCCCUUGGCGCCAGGGGGGCCGGGGCCGGGGCCGCGCCAGGCCCGGGGAUGGAGUCGCCGCCCGCCCCGGGGCAGUUGCCCGGCCCUCGGCACCUCGGGCCCGCGGCGCUGCCAGCCUUGCAGACACGGGGACCAGCGCCGGGGGAGACAGCGCAUUAUCUUCCCAGAAGAAAUUUGAUGAAAUCAAGAAGGCUAACCAGGCUGCAGCAAAAAAGCUGGUCGAAGAAGACCAGUUUAGCUCCUCAUCUGAAGAUGAUGAUGAAGAUGCUGAAGCAAAACAAGCAAAUAUUUUGGCCAAAACGUUUACCAUUUACACCAAUCAAACUGAUGGAGAUGUGAGUGACCUGGAACGUACAAGACAGUACAUGAAUGAAGCUUUUCAAUCAGGGGCUAUGACUUGUCUGAUCUGCAUUGCUUCAGUUAAAAGGAACCAAGCUGUCUGGAGCUGCUGUGGAUGCUUCUGUAUAUUUCACCUGGUGUGUAUCCAGAAGUGGGCCAGGGACAGCCUUUUCCUUGUGUCUUCUGUGACAGAUGAUGAUUUUGGGAAGAAAGAUUACCCCUGGCCAUGUCCCAAAUGUAGGUUUGAAUACAAACGGUCUGAAACUCCCAGUAGGUAUUACUGUUACUGUGGGAAAUUGGAGAAUCCAACAGUGGACCCAUGGCUGGUACCUCACUCUUGUGGUGAGACAUGUGAGAAGGAAUUCAAACCUCCCUGUGGGCAUAAAUGUUUGCUGCUUUGUCAUCCAGGACCCUGCCCACCUUGCCCAAAGAUGGUGACAACAAGAUGUCACUGUAAGAAAGCUAAAGCAGUGCCCCGAAGGUGCAGUGCCAAGGAAUGGUCUUGCUGUCAGCCCUGUGGACGAACGCUGCUGUGUGGGCAGCACGCUUGUGAGAAUCCCUGUCAUGCAGGAGACUGUCAGCCUUGCCCACGGGUCAGUAAACAGCGAUGCGUCUGUGGAAGACAGACAGCAGAAAGGCUUUGUGCGAGUCCUCAGUGGCAGUGUGAUCAGGUGUGUGGGAAACGUUUGCCUUGUGGGAAUCACACAUGUGAGCAAGUUUGUCAUGCUGGUCCCUGUGGAGACUGUCCUCGUUCUGGGAAAAGGUCCUGUCCAUGUGGAAAAUCAAAGUUUACUUUGCCUUGCACAGAAGAUGUGCCCACCUGUGGUGACAGCUGUGACAAAGUUCUGGAAUGUGGCAUGCAUAAAUGUUCACAGCGCUGCCAUCGAGGUCCCUGUGAGAUCUGCAGGCAGGAAGUGGAGAAGCAGUGUCGCUGUGGGAAGCACACUAAACGCAUGCCAUGCCAUAAGCCAUACCUGUGUGAAACAAAGUGCACUAAAAUCCGUGACUGCCAAAAGCACCAAUGUAGGAGAAAGUGCUGUUCUGGAAACUGUCCACCUUGUGAUCAAGUCUGUGGGCGGACUCUAGGCUGCAGAAAUCACAAAUGUCCUUCGGGCUGCCACAGAGGCAGCUGCAAUCCAUGCCCAGAGACUGUAGAUGUAAAAUGCAAUUGUGGCAAAACUGUCAUUAAGGUGCCCUGUGGCAGAGAGAGAACCAUCAAACCUCCCAAGUGCAGACAGCUCUGCAGUCGACCACCCACCUGCCACCACCCUACCCAGGAGAAACACUACUGUCACUUUGGUCGGUGUCCUCCAUGUCGUCAGUCCUGCCAGAAAACCUUGGCCUGUGGUCAUCUGUGCCCUGUGCCCUGCCAUGAUGAAGCACUUGUGAAGCAAACUGGCUUACAUCAGUCUGCAGGCCCUUGGGAGCAGCCAUCUGAGCCAGCUUUCAUUCAGACUGCAUUGCCAUGCCCUCCCUGUGAGGUUCCUAUACCAGUGGAGUGUCUGGGGCAGCAUGAGGUUAGUCCCUUACCAUGCCACUCUGCCAAUCCCUACUCGUGUAAAAGGCUUUGUGGGCGGCUUCUGGAGUGUCAGAACCACACCUGUAUGAAAGAAUGUCAUCGUGUGACUAAGCUGAACAGUGGUGCAGGUGGAAAGAAGGCAGGUCCAGAAUGUUCACAGUGUGAAGAGGAGUGUGCUAAACCUCGGCCUCCUGGCUGUCCUCAUCAGUGUGUUUUGCCCUGCCAUCCUGGAGCUUGCCCAUCUUGCCUCCAGAUGCUUAAAACAAAGUGUCACUGCAAACUCUCUGUACUGUAUAUUGAAUGCUUGAAGCUUACAGGAGCUGAUUUAAAAGAAAAAGAGCUUCUUCUCUCCUGCAGAAAUCAAUGUCCAAAAGAGCUGCCCUGUGGUCACCGCUGUAAAGAGGUUUGCCACUCAGGCAGCUGCCCUCUGAACUGCAGCCAGAAGGUUAAACUUCGAUGCCUCUGUAAGAGACUGAAAAAGGAAAUCCAGUGCAGCAAGAUACAAGAAGGCCAAAUUGCCCUGGAGUGUGAUGCAUUGUGCAAGGAAAUGAAACGGAAGGCAUCUGAGAUCAAAGAGGCAGAAGCCAGAGCUGCUAUUGAAGAAGAGAAAAGAAGACAACAGGCUGAACUGGAAGCUUUUGAAAACAGGUUAAAAGGACGAAGAAAGAACAAGAGAAGAAAGGAUGAAGUAGAAGUUGAGCAAUCAUCAUGGCAAAAAUACAAGAACCUCAUUCUGCUGCCAGCAUUGGGAGUUGCUGUUGUGAUGGUUGCAUGGCUCAUGGUCUACAACGACUGAAACAACUUAGUGGUUCCUAUACCUCAGCUGGACUUUAGGUAGCUGUUAUCCCUAGAAUGUUAGUCUGUGUACAACAGAACUUCACAUGCAUAGGUUAUGUAUGGACACUGUUUGCCAAGGAAAGUGCAGGGGAGGGAGGAAAUGUCACCUUUUGUGUUAGGAGAGCACAAAACUCAAUUCAGACACUAAGUAGUAGUAGAUUUGAGUCUGCAGUAAAGUGCUGAUGCAGUUCCUCUGAGUGAGAUCAGUUAACCAUCUCCUCUCUUAACACAUUGUGCUGCUUUCCUUGCCUCCAGUUCUUAAUGUUAAAUAUAGCUUAGUAUAAAAUGCUUUAUUGACUAUUUCUUUCUGUUGCAAUCAGGUUAGUGGUUUAUUGAAGAUUAAUGUUCUUCUGCUAGUCUUUAGGUGCAUCUCACAACUUGCUUGCUUCAAGCCAGCUUUAACUGUAACAACUAAUGGGGAACUUCGCAUCCCUUAGGCUUGGGUGUUCUGGGGCCUCAUGGCAGAGCUUUGUUCACAGAAAGGAACUGUCUUGCAAGUCAGCUACAUCACAACCAAUAAAAAGGACACCCCCUCCUCA